GGUUUGGUGAAGCCUAAUGAACCAUCUGAACCGACACCGAUGAGGACGAGUCACUGAGCCUGGCUGCUAUAGAUAAGACUUGUAUAUGCCACCAACACACAUGACUGCUCCGUUAAGGUCUUCUCUCGCGUUUAUCUGAAGCGUUGAACACGGUUUAAUCUUUAGGAAGGAGAAUAUUUCGUGGAGGUAUUCAUGCUGUCGACAGUCACCCCUGACCUGUCUCCGGAGAGCCCCCUACUUGGCACCCUCCCGCUCCAGCCAGCUCGCUCACGUACUAGCGCCCCCAGCACCAGCCCUCUUUCCCCUGCCGAGCCGUCUGCGCGGCUCCACCAUAAGCGCAGCGGCGAGGCCGGAAGUGGAAGUGCUAGCCCGCCCACUCGUGGCGCCAUGGAGGUGGGCAUGCGUGUGGUGCGUGGCAUUGACUGGAAGUGGGGCAACCAGGAUGAUGGAGAGGGCCAUGUAGGCACAGUGGUGGAGGUGGGUCGCCAGGGCAGCACCAGUACACCUGACAAGACGGUGGUGGUGCAGUGGGACAGUGGUACUCGUACCAACUAUCGCACUGGCUAUCAGGGUGCAUUCGAUCUGCUGCUUUAUGACAAUGCGCAAAUAGGUGUUCGACACUCAAACAUUAUAUGUGACAGCUGUAAGAAGCAUGGUAUUAUGGGAAUGCGAUGGAAGUGCAAGGUGUGCUUUGACUACGACUUGUGCACACAAUGCUACAUGAAUAACAAACAUGACCUCUCGCACGCCUUUGAACGCUAUGAGACUGCUCACUCGCAGCCAGUAAGCUUGACACCGAGGCAGAAUCUGUCGCGGAUCAUCCUUAAGGGAAUCUUUCAGGGCGUGAAGGUUGUACGUGGACCUGACUGGGAUUGGGGAAACCAAGACGGAGGAGAGGGGAAAAUUGGGAAGGUGGUUGAUAUCCGUGGCUGGGAUCAAGAAUCAGGACGUAGUGUGGCCAGUGUCACCUGGUCCAGUGGCACGACCAACGUCUAUAGGAUGGGUCAUAAGGGCAAGGUGGACCUCAAAUAUGUCUGUGAUGGCCAAGGAGGCUACUACUACAAGGAGCACCUGCCUAAGCUAGGUGAACAUGCAGAGCUGCAGCGACAGGAGAGCUCAGACGGUCACACGUUCCAACAGGGCGAUAAGGUAAAAUGUCUGCUGGAGGUGGACAUCCUCAGGCAGAUGCAGGAGGGCCACGGAGGCUGGAAUCCUAAAAUGGCCGAGUACAUCUGCAGAAUCGGGACAGUGCAUAGGAUAACAGAUCGAGGGGAUGUCAGAGUGCAGUACAGCAACAAUAUACGCUGGACCUUUCAUCCAGGCGCCCUGACUAAGGUGAAUAUGUUUGCAGUAGGCGAAUUUGUGAAGGUACUGGAAGACAUGGAGACUGUGAAAAGAUUACAAGCUGGGCAUGGAGAGUGGACGGACAGCAUGUCACCUGCUUUGGGCCAAGUUGGCAAGGUUUUGAAAGUGUAUGCGGAUGGCGACCUACGUGUGGCAUUUGGAGGACAGACGUGGACCUUUAACCCAGCCUGUCUUUCGGCCCAGCCCGGUGAGGUGGAUGCCAAUCUGAUGACUGCUGAGAAUCCCAAUGAAUCAGGAUCUAUGGUUAUUUCAGUCCUGGAGAAGCUGCUGUCUCAGUCCACAGAGCAGGACAAUCCAGGGCGCCUAGUCAUUGAGGCUGCACAUGGCAGUGUUGCUAAGGUCCGCGAACUAGUUCAGAAACAUCCAGAUAAGGUGGAUAUAAAGAACCAGGGAAAGACAGCGCUUCAGGUGGCUGCUCACCAAGGUCAUGUGGAAGUUGUGAAUGUCCUGUUACAAGCCAACAGCAGCAUUGAGACCAAGGACGAGGAUGGAGACGCAGCACUGCACUACACAGCAUUUGGAAACCAAGCAGAAAUAGCUCGUCUGCUUCUUAGCAAAGGGGCCAAUGUCAACCUGCUGAACAACUCUAUGUGCACGGCACUUCACAUUGCUGUCAACAAGGGCUUUACAGACGUCGUAAGAGUGCUGAUGGAGCAUUCAGCUGAUGUCAACCUACAGGAUUCAUACGGGGACACACCGCUGCAUGACGCAAUUGCUAAGGACUUGAGGAGUAUCAUUGAGAUCCUGACCGUGGUGCCCAACAUUGACUUUACACAGCAGAACAACCGUGGCUUCAACCUUCUACACCAUGCUGCUCUUAAAGGCAACAAACUUGCAAGCGAGAUGAUCCUGGCUUGUGCCCGGCAGCUGGUUGAUGUAAAAAAAGAGGAUGGCUUCUCUGCUCUUCACCUGACCGCCCUAAACAAUCACCAUGCUGUUGCUGAGAUCCUUAUCAAAGAGGGUCGCUGUGACAUCAACAUCCGCAAUAAUCGUGGCCAGACACCUUUGCAGCUGGCAGUGACUCAAGGCCAUGUGCAGCUGGUGGAACUGCUGGUGGUAGAGGGAGCCAACGUGAACGCGGAAGAUGAAGAAGGAGACACUGCUAUGCACACGGCCCUCAGCCGCCAACAACUCGCCACAACUCUCAGCGGCACCGAAAGAGACGCCUCAAAACUCUACAGCAGACUAAACAACUCAGGGCUAUUGGGAAACACAGAGUUGAAUGUGGGGGCUGCUAUUGCCUGUUUUUUGGCUCAAGAGGGUGCUGACAUCAACUACGCCAACCAUAAAGGCAAGAGUCCACUUGACUUUGUGACAGACAGCACAGUGUUGCAACUUAUCCGGAGCUUUUCUGAAAAGUACAGACUCCAGCAGCUGCAGGCAGGUACAUGUGGAACAGGAAACAGUGGAAGCAGUAGCAGCAGUCUUAGACGGGUACACACCACACCCAACACUAUGACCAACCUGGCCAUGCCUAGCACACCAGGGCCUAGUGAGUGCCUCAUCUGCUCUGAGCUUGCCCUGCUCGUGCUCUUCGCACCAUGCCAGCACAGUGUCGCCUGUGAAGAAUGUGCUCACAGAAUGAAGAAAUGCAUCAAAUGCCAAGUCACAAUCACCAAGAAAAUUAGACAAGACCAAACAGAGGUUGACAGCAGUCCAAACUCAGAAAGUUCAGAGCAGCACCACUUGUUGGAGCAGCUGCAGUCGCGCUACAGGCAGAUGGAGGAGCGCAUUACUUGCCCUAUCUGCAUCGACAACCAAAUCAAGCUUGUGUUCCAGUGCGGUCACGCCUCUUGCAUGGAAUGCAGCUCUGCCCUCAAGACCUGUCCCAUUUGUCGCCAGAGCAUCCGUGAGAGGAUCCAACUCUUUGUCUGACACGUUCACAUUUACACUCAGGAGCGGUGGGUGAUUGGGCCGUGUUUUGCCAAGGCUGUCAAUAUUCACUGUAAGAUUGGGAAUGUGGAGAGUGCUGUAAUUCAAAAAUAGCCAAUCAUCAGCCACAUUCAGUCAUGCUGAGGAAAGAUAGUACAAAACAGUCAUCAGUCUGGUCCCAUUAAAUGUUGACAGUUAAAAGACAUCACCCUUAAAAUCACAGCUUCUCAACCACAAAAUCGUUUAUUUUCCCGGCGUCUUUUCUUUCCUCAAACACAACUUAUUGUUGCUUUCUGUAAGACUUGCACUUGGCCCUUAAAUUGAAUGUCAUGACUUACAGUGGGUCUGUGAUGCAUACAAAGUUGUUUAAUUUUUGAGUGAAAAGUUACAUUAACAGACAGAUUUUGUUAAAAGCUGCAUUGAGUAGAGUUUUGUUCUAUAUUUUGUUUUUCAAUCUAGUGCUUUGUUACCUAGUACAACCUUAGUACCAGAAAAGUUGGGGCAGUAGGUUAAAUGCAAAAAAAAGAAAGUUAUAUGUUUAAUACAUUUUCUUUGAUCUGUAUUUAAAAGACAAUUCAUGUUUAUUUUCCAGUUUCUUUGUUUUUGUAACUAUAUGCUCAUUCUGAAACUGAUGACUGAUGCAACACGUUCCAAAAAAGUUGAUAUAGGGACACUUUAAGAAAGAUGUUUUUAAGGGUUUACAAGAAUUACAGCUAUAUGUGGUGGAUUGAAGUGGGUUAAUUUUCAAUUUAAGUCUUACAGACGGCAGUGUUAAGUGUUUCAUGAUCCCACUGUGAUAUAUAACAUCACUGCCUGAUAAGCAGUAGUGUCAUAUAACUCCUCUAUCCCAUGUCAACCUAAAAGCUUUCCACAAGCAGGGGAUAUACAGUGCAUGCUGAUAUGCAUAUUAUCUAGUUUAUAUAUUGUGAUAUGGUUUACAUUUGUGGUGUUAAUGCAAUCUGUUUUUAUUUAUGCCUUCAAUGCAGCCUGGGGCAUCAAGGUCACAAAUAAAACGGGCUGAAAACCGAAGCUACAUGUUAAUUUAUUUGUUUGUUCAAUUUGUUUGUUCAUUUAUAUAAAGAGGAGGUCAUUUUACAAAAAAUAAUUAACAUAAGACAUUAUAUUGGUUAAAUGUGAGGCAUUUAUGUUUAUUCCAUCUUUUAGAAUUCUCUCUCACACAUUAACUUGUCAUAGAAAGUCAUGUGUUUGCAUUGAAAAUUUAAAUCUGAAUUUUGUGAUGUAGAUAAUAAAUAAAGAUCGCACAUGAAUCCUAGAUCUGAUGCUAGAUCUAAAUACUUUAAUCUCUGCUCUGGGGCUUUUCUGUAGUUGUUUUUUUCUACCCUAAAUAUACCAUUCAAAUUUUUUAAUGGCAAAAAACAGUGAUUUUAAAGGACUGCUUUAAAUAACAUUUGUGGUUGAAGACCAUUGCUUCUUUCUCAUGCAUUGUGGUAAAGAACUGUCCUGUGCUCUCACUUUUACUAAACAGGGCAAACCACUAUAAGCCUUCUUGCUUGGCUAACAGUUUAUUUAUUUUUCCAACAAACUUUGCAUAAAAAUGAUAAAUGUGUAUGUAUUUGACAAGAAUCAUCCUAGUAUUGUCAACCACCAAAAAUCCUGUACAGUUGUGUUUUGUUCCAAAAGGGCUUACUGUAUGCAUCAAAGAACAUUUGACUAUUUUAUUAUAUUUUGUCUUUACCAGUCUGUAUGGAAAAGGAUAUUUGAAUGUCAUUACUGGGAUUCUGCUGCAUCACAGCUUGAGCACAGUAGAAAAGUAAGACCAAUGUCAGUGCCAAACUUAAGCAUUACAAAUAUUUGUACAUAGUAUUUAGUUUAUUUGUUUUCACUGAAAGAUUAGCCAUGCUAAAAUUACUUUUCACUAACUUACUUUUUAGAAUUAUUUUUUUUCCCUUUUACUUCUAAAAUGUAUGAAGCCCAUCAUCGGGGCAAGAAGAAUAAGAUUUGUACCUUUACACCAAAUUGUACCUGUACUUUUUUCAAUUACUUCCACAUUUUGUUCUAUUCCCAUAGAUUUGCAAACUACCCUCAUGUUAACAAUAUGUACCCAAAGUGUACCUCUUUCUAUACUCACAGUCUAUGCUCAUGAAUUUGCAAACUGUUAGCUACUGACUUUGCACACUGUUUGAAAAUCUCUACCUGCUGAUUUGCUGGCAGUACCCUAAUUAAAAAAACAACAACAAAGUCUCUGCCGUUACUUCAAAAAAUGAACACAUUAUUAAAGAAGUUUAAGCAACAAGUGCUUACAUUUUGGAGUUUUGUGCUACUUAUGAAGGCAAAACACCUUAUAUUUGGUUUGCAGUAACGAAGCAAGAAGAAUUACUUAUUCAGUUCUGUAGCUUACUCUCAAAAACAAUAUUACUAUUAUUACUACUGCUGCUAUGCACAGUUUAUUAACAAUUUAUAAAUAGCAAAUUCAGUCACUGGUGGUACAGUCUGCAGAUCUGUGGGUACAGAUUGUUAGAACAACUUUUGUACAGACUACUUUCUAUUAAAGUGCAUAAGAAGGGCACAUUUGGAAACAUCAAGCCUUUCAUCCAUUGCUCUUUUUACAUGAGAAAAAAAUGUGGUGCUUGCUUAAAGAUCACUGUAAAUGCCACUUAGACUACGAGGUGUUAAGGAUCAAACCUUUUUCUUUUGAAGCUUGCCAGAUGUUGUGAAUGCAGGAAUAAUGUAAUUCCUUGUGAUUUAUGUGUUGUGUGUUCCAAACCAUAUGAAUGUCUUGGAGAAAGGGCCCAUGAUUUCAAAGGGGUGGUUGUUAAAUACAUUUUUCUUUUUGUCCUGUUCAUGUCUUGUUUGUAACUGCAUUACAUGCAGUAGUGUAUGUAAAAGUGGUCUCUAGUUUGCAGAAAUGGGCCUAUUGGCUUAAAAUGGCAAUGCAGAAAUGGCAGUAACUUCACCUAAUAUGUGAAAUGCUAUAGAAACCCUAUAGUAGAUUUGUUCAUAUAUUUAAUUGGCAUGUCCAUAGUGAGAAUUAUACAUGGAUUAUAUAUGAAUUUGCAGCAGACACGUCAGGGCAAAUAAAGGUAUCAGCUCUGAAAGUAUAUGCUUCAAAGAUAACGUGUCAAAAAUUAUUUAAGCAACAAAUGUUAUUGUUGAUGUUUGUACAGUUCAGCACGCAACAUUCUAAUGUUGGCCUUACUGUCUAUUCCUGUUUUUGUUAAGUUUUACUGUACAAAAUAUUUUUCAAUAAAUAUUGAAUUGUUUUAUAAGUAA
Molecule: messenger RNA, 6468 nt
Organism: Trichomycterus rosablanca
Lineage: Eukaryota; Metazoa; Chordata; Actinopteri; Siluriformes; Trichomycteridae
Gene: mib2
Product: MIB E3 ubiquitin protein ligase 2
Exons: 19
Coding region: 193-3240 (1015 amino acids)
Biological process (GO): protein ubiquitination
Cellular component (GO): cytoplasm
Molecular function (GO): protein binding; ubiquitin-protein transferase activity; zinc ion binding
Source: RefSeq, a predicted model, not a curated record